Ricinus communis (castor bean) is the source of this 569-nucleotide messenger RNA. Its product is annotated as mitochondrial import inner membrane translocase subunit TIM8. The transcript is spliced from 2 exons. Lineage: Eukaryota; Viridiplantae; Streptophyta; Magnoliopsida; Malpighiales; Euphorbiaceae. The record is from RefSeq and is a predicted model, not a curated record. The coding region runs from base 105 to 341 and encodes 78 amino acids.
UAUUUGGUCAUCGUUUUGAUUUCGACCUUCAAAAAGCAGCUGUUUUUAGUUAGGGUUUUUGACGAGGGAAGGGUUUUACAGACGGAAAAUAGAAAAUCGAAACGAUGGAUACUUCUGCUCUUGAUUCAGCUGAAAUGCAGCGAUUCCUCAACCAAGAAAAAGAAAAGGCCAUGGUUAAUGAGAUGGUUGCGAAGCUUACAAGUGCAUGUUGGGAUAAGUGCAUCACUAGCACUCCUGGGAGCAAGUUUAGCUCAAGCGAAUCAUCUUGCCUUACUAAUUGCGCUCAACGAUAUAUGGAUAUGAGCCUCAUCAUCAUGAAACGUUUCCAAUCCAUGCAUUGAUAAUUUACAAUCAGCAGACUCCUACAUCAGUUACAAGAUGUUCUUAUUGGUCCCUAUCAGCAUUCAGCAGUUGAUAUUGUAUCAGUUCAAAAUAUUCAGUAUUUUUUUGAAAUUAAAUGCCUUUGAUGCUGCAUGAUUAGCAUCAUUCUGUGUUACAAUGGAUUAUAUUUUUUCUAUUUAUGAUCUAAAACAUGAUCAAUACAAAUGGCAGUAUUCUGUGUUUUUUGA